AUGCACUUCCCCCGUGUCCUCGAGACACUGUAUAUAUGUGGCUUAAUACGGACGUACGGAGUGCAUCAGCGCCGACACUGGUUCGACGAGGCGAGGCGAGUUUUCGAAAUAAAUCCUUCCGUCCGCACGUCACGACGCAGCUUCACCGUCAUCGGCGUUCUCCAUCUGCUCGUCUUGGUUGGCCUUUUCGCCCUCAGCACGGCCGAGGCGCGGACUUUCUGUCCUACUGGCUGUACUUGCGACGAUGACACCUUGGUGGUUUCCUGCGUGGGCGCCAAUCUAGACGUAAUUCCUAUUGCGCUGAAUCCAAGCAUCCAGCGAAUAGUGUUGAAGGAGAAUCGCAUCAAGAUCGUGGAUGCAGCAGCCUUCCAGUUCUACGGUGACCUGAAGAACGUCGAUCUCUCCAGCAACCACCUGUUUACUAUACCUAAUGGCAGUUUUGACGCUCAACGACACCUUGUGGAGCUCCAUCUGAAGCACAACAAGAUCUCAGCGCUGACCGAGAAAACGUUCCAGGGUCUCAAAUCCCUUACGGUGUUGAAUCUGCGGGAUAACUAUCUGGAGAUGCUGAAAAACGGCCUGUUCGCUUACUUGUCGAAGCUCGAAGAGCUUGAUUUGGGUCAGAAUCGCAUAUCGAAAGUGGAACCAGGGGCGUUUCAAAAAUUAGGCACCCUUCGGGUACUGUAUCUCGACGAUAAUCAAUUGCGAACCGUUCCGUCGCCAGCCCUGGCACCAUUGAAUGCCCUCGCCGAGCUUCACAUCGGUUGGAACGCUUUCUCAUCGUUACCAGACGACGCGUUCAAAGGCCUCGAACAAUUGUCGGUGCUGGACAUCAUGGGCGCCGGACUAGACAAUAUCAGCGACGGAGCGUUUCGCGGCCUGAAUGCCCUCCGUACCCUGAAACUUGGUGCUAACAAACUGCGCGAAGUACCAACGAAACAGUUGGCCGUGUUGCCACGUCUUGAGGAGCUCACCUUAGGUCAGAAUUUCUUCACGAUUCUGCGAUCAGGAGCUUUCCAAGGUCUAUCAACGUUGAAGAAGCUCGACGUAUCCGGCGCCAAGUUACUUACCACCGUGGAGAAGGGGGCCUUCUCGGACAACGCUAAUCUGGAGACUCUUGUAUUAAACAGUAACAAACGGCUGGCUGUUAUGGAGGAAGGUUCUUUGGCCGGUUUACCAAAUCUGAGACAUCUAAUGCUGCGUGACAAUGCCUUUAUCACAUUCUCAGAGUCGCUGGUUGCUUGGAACGAACUGCGCCGUUUGGAUCUCAGUGAGAAUCCGUUAGUGUGUGACUGCAGUCAAUUAUGGCUAGCUGAGAUACUCGUCCCGAGGAACUCGAGCCCGGUGAUAUGCGCCGAGCCGCCUGAAUCCAAGAGCAAGCCCAUCAAGGGCAUGACCGCAGACGAGCUAGGCUGCGCCUUCUCGGAUUCGCGCAAGCAGGUUCUAAUAGUGACAGUGUGCACCACCGGACUAGGCCUUUUCUUUGGUCUUUUAUUGCUCCUAUACUAUCGAUAUCGUAGACGCGUACGAGACGCGCUCAAAGAUUACAAAUGGAAGAACCGUGCGAUAUCACGAAAAGAGCACGAGUACCAGAAGACUUUCUCUGAUGACGAGUACAUUGUCCGUUCAGCACACGCCCACCAUCAUCACCAUCAUCAUCAAACACCGCCGUCUCAGCCGGUGCCUACGCAUCACCAUCAUCAUCAUCUUCAGCAGCUGCAGCAACAACAACAGCAACAACAGCAACAUGCUCAGAUAGCGGCUGGUAUCAAGCCAAUACCGGUGACGGAGCUCACCACCCUCGCCGAGGGCUUCACCUACAUCGACGGUGAGACGGCGCGCCAGAUGCGCCGCCCGGGGACGCUGCCCGUCACGAACAACGCAUCCGGUCACCGCGGAGGAGGAGGUAGCGGCGGUAGUGGAGGAGGUGGAGGUAAUGGAACGGGAGGAGGGCUCAGAGGCGUCAUAGACGACGGUACAGCAUCGCUGAGCGCAGCGUCGAUCGACGGAGUCACGUCUAACAGCGCGAGAUCCCAUUACUCCAGUCACUCCCUGCGCCGAACGCCGCAUUCGCAACCGCAACUCUCUGCCAGAGAGUCGGACGAUCGGAUACGAACUCUGGAGUCCGGACUUCAAAACGGAGUGCCAGUCGGUAGCCGCCAUCAGUCGUCACCGCCACCGCUACCCUCCAGGCAUCAGUCCAACUGCGGCCAGUCCUCGUAUCCCACUCUGCCGGUCAACGGCCACGCUGCUCAUCACUACCAUCACCACACAAGAGAACGAGAGAAAGAUAGAUCGUCUGCUCGCGAAAGAAAUCGUGAGCGAGACGGCGGUCCGCCGCCACCGCCUCCACCACCGCCACCGGUAACGUCGCAUCGGUCUGAUAAGCACAGGGAGACCCAACUGGAGAUGGAGUUGCGCGACAAUCUGGACAUGAGCGUGAUUGGCACGUACCGAGCGUAGAUAAUAAAUCGAACGCGUUACGUUACAGAUAGGCAAACAGUAAAUGGGAUCUGUAGUCGAGAAAAACCGUGAUCGCACGAUUACCGUGAACUUCUCCAUUGUUUCAUAUGGUAUGAAGAAAUUGACAAUUUGAAAAGAUGAAGAAGACCAGUGGAGACCAAUCAGAAGAAAGUUCCUUUCGUCGCGCAAUACAAAAAGAAUAAAAACUGUUAAAACGGGAAGAAGACUGACCAUGCUGACGAAGAAUAUCAAGAAGCGAGACCAAAAAAAAUCGCACUAAAGUGCGAUUGCCAUAUCGUCACGAUAUACAAUCUAUUCAAGACUCCUAUUCGUAUACGAUCGAAAUAUUAGUAUCAUCGUGGAUCGGCCAUUGUGGAUCAAUUUUACGA
Cyphomyrmex costatus is the source of this 2852-nucleotide messenger RNA. Its product is annotated as toll-like receptor 3. The transcript has 4 exons. Gene Ontology annotation, molecular function: protein binding. The record is from RefSeq and is a predicted model, not a curated record. Lineage: Eukaryota; Metazoa; Arthropoda; Insecta; Hymenoptera; Formicidae. Bases 1 to 2463 code for a protein of 820 amino acids.